AUGGCCCACAAGACAGCUCAAGAGGUAUCCCGUCCAGUGAAAAAAACAGCAUCAGCAUUUCGACCAAGGCCUAGUCCAGCAGAAGUCAUGCACAAUCGAAUUGUAGAAAUGCAGAAACGAGCUCUCCUUAGGGCUGCUAGGAGGGAAGGCAGAGAAUCAGAACUGGCAGCAUCUUCUCUCAUCGUCUCUCAGAAGAAGCGUGAAGCACACACACCCACUGUCAAAACUCCCACUAAAUCAGCACCGACUUCCAGUGGUCCUGUUUGGUCUCCAAAUUCAUUUUACAACAAGAAAAAGCCAGAACCAGCCACAUCUACAGAUGAUAAGAAGCUAGUUACCAUUGCCAGUACGGCUUCUAAAACAGAAAAGCGUGUGGCACAUGAACCAACUCAG
This is a messenger RNA of Candidula unifasciata, 393 nucleotides long. The record is from the annotation of a GenBank genome assembly. NCBI's taxonomy places the organism in Eukaryota, Metazoa, Mollusca, Gastropoda, Stylommatophora, Geomitridae.